Messenger RNA from Panthera uncia (snow leopard), 2040 nucleotides. It is a transcript of the gene IL22RA1, whose product is annotated as interleukin 22 receptor subunit alpha 1. Bases 1 to 1725 code for a protein of 574 amino acids. Gene Ontology annotation, molecular function: protein binding. NCBI's taxonomy places the organism in Eukaryota, Metazoa, Chordata, Mammalia, Carnivora, Felidae. The transcript is spliced from 8 exons. The record is from RefSeq and is a predicted model, not a curated record.
AUGGUCCGUUGCAGAGUCUCUGCUCACGUGGCUGAGGACACCUCGGAUCUUCUUCAACACGUAAAAUUCCAGUCCAGCAACUUCGAAAACAUCCUGACGUGGGACAGCAGGCCGGAGAGCGCCCCAGACACCGUCUACAGUGUUGAGUAUAAAAAGUACGGAGAGAGAGAGUGGCUGGCAAAGGAGGGCUGCCAACGGAUCACCCGGAAAUCCUGCAACCUGACCUUGGAGACGGGCAACCCCACGGAGCACUACUAUGCCCGCGUAACUGCGAUCAGCGCUGGAGGCCCGUCGGCCACCAAGAUGACCGACCGGUUCAGCUCCCUAUAUCACACUACCAUCAAACCACCCAAUGUGACCUGUAUCCCCAAGGUGAGAUCCAUCCAGAUGAUUGUCCAUCCCACCACCACGCCUAUCCACACAAGGGAUGGCCACCGGCUAACCCUGGAGGACGUCUUCCCUGACCUGUCCUACCACUUAGAGCUCCAGGUCAACCACACCUACCAGAUGCACCUUGGAGGCAAGCAGAGGGAAUACGAGUUCAUUGGCCUGACCCCCGACACAGAGUUCCUUGGAACCGUCAGGAUUUUUGUUCCAGCCUUGGUCAGAAAGAGCGAGCCCUACACGUGCCGAGUGAAGACCUUGCCAGAUCGGACGUGGACAUACUCCUUCUCGGGCGCCUUCCUGUUCUCCAUGGGCUUCCUCGUCGCAGGGCUCUGCUACCUGAGCUACAGAUAUGUCACCAAGCCACCUCCACCUCCCAACUCCCUGAACGUCCAGCGAGUCCUGACCUUCCAGCCUCUGCGGUUCAUCCAGGAGCACGUGCUGAUCCCUGUCUUCGACCUGAGCAGCCCCAGCAGUCUGGCCCAGCCCGUCCAGUACUCUCAAGUCAAGGUCUCCGGGCCCAGGGAGCCCCCGGGAGCCCCAGCACUGCACAGCCUGUCUGAGAUCACCUACCUCGGGCAGCCAGACAUUUCCGUCCUCCGGCCCUCUGGAGUGCCGCCUCACCAGGCACUCUCCCCACUGUCCUGUGCGCCCCAGGCUUCCCCGGAAGUUAGGCCCCCACCCUAUGCACCUCAAGUAACCCCCGAAGCUAAACCUCCAUCAUACACGGCACAGGCCAUCUCUGAGGUCCAGCCUCCCUCCUACACUCCUCAGACCACUCCAGACGGCUGGCCUUCUUCCUAUGGGAUGUGUGUAGAAGGUUCUGGCAAAGACUCCCCACCUGUGACACUCUCUAGUCCCAAACACCUCAGGCCUAAAGGUCAGCUCCAGAAAGAGGCACCAGCUGGAAGGUAUAUCCCCGAUGGCCUUUCUCUGCAAGGGGUGACCUCCUUGGAUAUGGGGGACCCCCAGGAAGCAAAUUCCUUCCACCAGCAUCUGGGAGUUCACACGGACAGAGUACCUGUCCCCUGUGUGCUACACAGAGGGGAACUAGGGACACCGUCGUACCUGAAGGGCCAGCUCCCCCUCCUCUCCUCUGUCCAGAUCGAGGGCCACCCUGUAUCCCUCCCUUUGAACACUCCUUCCCUCCCCUGUUCCCCCACAGACCAGGAACCAAGUCCCUGGGGCCUGCUGGAGUCCCUCGUGUGUCCCAAGGACGAGGAGCCUGUAUCUGAGACUGAGGCCCAGAGCCCGGCCCCUCAGGCAUCAGACCUGAAGCAGCCCACAGAACUGGACUCUCUCUUCAGAGACCUGGCCCUGACCGUGCAGUGGGAGGCCUGAGCGGAGAACAAGGCGGGCCUGGGGCUUCCUCCCUGUCCCCGCCCUACCUCCCAUCACUGGCUGUCACUCCCACACCCGACCAUGCUGCACACUAUGCAGCCCGGCCGCAGCUUUGGAAACUUAGCUCAUCUGGGUUCAAAUUCCAGCCUGACCACUUACCGGCUGUCUGACUUCAAGUGAAUCACUACUCGAAACCUCAGUUUCUUCAUCUGUAAGGUGGAGAUAAUAACACCUACUUCACGGCGGUGUGGCAAGGGUGAAAUUAACGAAAUGUCUAUAAAGUACUUAAUUGUGCCUGGCACAUGCACAGUGCCC